AUGUUGCGACCUAAAACUGUCGUCCCCCUCAUCGCCCUCCUCACUAUCGGCUUCUUCUUCUGGGCCGUCGAACGCUAUGAUCGCGCAGCGUUCCUCCGAUUUAAACAUCCCGUCGACCGGGUUACUUCCUCAUCUCCUACUCAAAUUCAAUUACCCGAAGCUCAAGCAUCGGCUGCCCCUAAGAAGACUUGCGAUAUUGAACCUGGUACCACUGCCCCUCUGCCUAUGAGUGAAUGGCUUCCUCGCAAGAACUACACUCGUGCCUACUUCCGUCCUCGCCAUGUUGGCCCCAAGACCGAGUUCCACUCGCUUGAGGAUAUUGCUGCGCCAGUUCUGCCGCCUUUCAAGGCUAUGGAGCGUGGUAUGGUGAUCUCUCCCGAUAACGAGGAUCCCACGUUGCCCUGCCCCAACAUCAUUGAUGUGGAUGUGGCGGCCGAUCACGAUGCGGAUGAAACCUCCAAGAUGCUGUUUGGUCUGGCCACGACUGCUGACCGUUUGGACCGUCUUCUUCCUACUCUCCUCUACUCGUACGGUGGUACCAAGGCUUCUCUGAUUGUUCUCGUUCCUGAGUCCGACGACGACUUGGACAAGCAGGAGACCUACUUCCGCAACCGUGGCUUGGAUGUUACUCUCAUCGCAUCUCCUCUUGAUUUCACCGCUCGUUACUUUGGUAUGGUUGAGGCAUUUGCCAACCACAUCCGCAACAAGCGCCCUCAAACCACCUGGGUUGGCUUCAUGGAUGACGACACUUUCUUCCUCUCUCUGCCCACUAUCGCUCAGGAGCUGAAGCUCUUUGAUGUCAACAAGAAGCACUACAUUGGUUCUCUUUCGGAAGCCAGCUGGCAAGUCGAUGCCUUCGGUAACAUCGCCUUUGGAGGUGCCGGUGUCUUCGUCUCGAAGCCCCUGCUGGACGUUUUGGAGACCUACUACGAUGAGUGCCAGUCGUGGGGUGAGCAGCCCGGUGACCAGAAGCUUGGCCAGUGUAUCCAGCGAUUCGGAGAGACCCCUCUUACCCUCUGGCCCUCGUUGUUCCAGAUGGACAUGAAGGGUGACGUCGACGGUGUCUACGAGUCGGGCCGCAAGAUUGAAUCCAUGCACCACUGGAACAGUUGGUACAACAAGGAUGUCGUGAAGAUGACCACCGUGGCAGCAGCUGCUGGUCGUCGGUCAGUGCUCCGCCGCUGGGUCUUUGACCAAGAGGAGCAUGUGAACGCUCUUACCGGAAAGUCUACUCGCACUUUCUGGGUCUUGACCAACGGUAUCUCGCUGAUCAAGUACACCUAUGAUGAGAACACGCCUGAUGACGCCAUCAACUUUGACCACACCGAGAAGACCUGGGAGGAAGAUGCUCGCGGUUACGAAUCCCGCCUUGGACCCCUCCGCCCUGUCGAGCAGGAAGGCAUUCUCAAGGACCGAUGGGUACUCCGCGAGGCCUUUGUUGUUGGUGAUAAUGUGCACCAGUGGUAUGUGCGUGAAGAAGACGAGGGCCACAGCGUCAUUGAGAUCGUCUGGCUUGGCCCCAAGGGCGGUGGUGGUGCCGGCGUGGGAGGCUACGCUGUGAAGGCUUAA
Aspergillus wentii DTO 134E9 is the source of this 1569-nucleotide messenger RNA. RefSeq names its product glycosyltransferase family 31 protein (gene gfsA). The transcript has a single exon. The coding region runs from base 1 to 1569 and encodes 522 amino acids. The record is from RefSeq and is a predicted model, not a curated record. Lineage: Eukaryota; Fungi; Ascomycota; Eurotiomycetes; Eurotiales; Aspergillaceae. Gene Ontology annotation, molecular function: acetylglucosaminyltransferase activity.